Molecule: messenger RNA, 1023 nt
Organism: Arachis ipaensis
Lineage: Eukaryota; Viridiplantae; Streptophyta; Magnoliopsida; Fabales; Fabaceae
Source: RefSeq, a predicted model, not a curated record
AAGUAGGUCCUUAAACUCUUCAUUCCACUUUUCCUAUGUCCCCUCACCUUCAACAACCAACAAUGAUAUUCAAAGCACAAUAAUAAUACUACUACUCUUCCACUCAAGACUUGAAAACCCUUCUUUGUUAUCUCAUAUCUUUCUCAGUGCAAAAACCUUUUUCUUCCUUUUAAUUUUUCCCCCCUCACCCUCUUUAUUCCUCACUUUCACCACUCUUAUAAUAUAGUCAACACUUUCUUACCUGUUUCAUACUUAGCUUUCAUCAUCUUAUUCCUCAUACCAUUAUACCAUUCCCGGCAUUUAAUUUUACAUACCCAAAAGAAAAGUGAAAAAGAGAGAGAGAGAGAGAGAAUAGAAUAACGUAACCUAUCUAAUCUUCUUUAUAAUUAUUCAUUCCCUUCCCAUCCUAUUAUAUAUUCUCUGUGCUAUAUAUACAAACACAUUCCUUGUAACACUUUUUUAUUGUUUAUUGUUAUAAUAAUAAUAAUAAGAAUCAUGGGAUUCUCUGAGAAGCCACCACAAAUAAUAGAAGGAGGAGGAGGGUUAGACUCAUCAGAUAACAAUAACAGAAAAUGGGUCAUCGCCGGAACGUCUUUGAGAGCGCCAUUGAAACCAAUUUACACUGUGAUUCCGGUGGAUCAGAAAGCUAAACAACAAGAAGAAGAACAACAAGAUGAGUUUUCAACUUCAACAACUCCAACGGGAAAAGAAGCAAGGGUUCCAACAACUUUGAACUGUCCACCGGCUCCGAGGAAGCCAAAAUCUUCUCUCAAGUGCAACUACCACGGCGCCGGUGGUGGAGCUAAGGAGUUCUUCACUCCGCCGGACUUGGAAACUGUCUUCAUUCGCCAUGUUGUUGAAAGGGCUAUUUGAUUGAUUUCAUGUAUAUAUAUCACUCUAGUCUUGUAUACUUAUGCUAUGGUGGUUAUGGUAGCUAUGAUUCAAAUUAAAGUAACAUUUUUUUACUAUUUAAUAAUGUUUUUUAAAAAAUGUUGCUAAAAAUAAUGUUACUAAAAUGUAAAA